Molecule: messenger RNA, 1269 nt
Organism: Aspergillus nomiae NRRL 13137
Lineage: Eukaryota; Fungi; Ascomycota; Eurotiomycetes; Eurotiales; Aspergillaceae
Exons: 5
Coding region: 1-1269 (422 amino acids)
Biological process (GO): protein homooligomerization
Source: RefSeq, a predicted model, not a curated record
AUGAGCGACCGAUCCACAUCCACACCGCAGCCCGGUCCAUCCCCGUCGCAGCCACGACCGAAAUGCACGCUGCCCCCCGAGAAAGUCUUCUCAAUUCAAAUAGGAACCGAACUCUUCCGUGUCUCGGGAGCGUCGAUAGCCUCCGAUGCUCCGUCCUAUUUCUCCCAGUUCUUCGAGGAGCAGCUGCGCCAGACGCCCGACGGCUCGAAGAUCCGGACACUGUACAUUGAUCGCGAUCCGAACACAUUUAAAGCGAUCGCAAGGCAUCUACAGGGCUAUCAUAUUCGGCCCAAAGAUGGCACGGAGUUUGUACAAUUCUUCGCUGAUGCGCAGUUCUAUACUUUGCCCCGCCUUAUCUCCCAACUCUUCGAGUCCGAGAUCUUCAUUCAAAUCGGCGACAAGGAUUUCCAAAUCCCGCGCGACAUCUUCUCUAGUCCCGGCGACUCCCCGAACUUCUUCUCCCUAGCUUCGGUGCCUUCUUUGCCUCCCCGACUGAGAUCUUCCCCGGACUCGAUCGUCACGGCCUUUUACCUCCUCCACCUCCUGCGCGGAUACCCAUUGGACAUCAAGAAUGAAACACACCGCGCCGAACUGCUACGCGAUUGUCGCUAUUUUCACCUACGCGGGUUAGAGCAAAAGUUGAUUCCACAUCAUAUCAGUUUCAACCCGAUCCGACAACGAUCGGAAAUCGUCGUCCGCCUGGAGGAUGUGCGCCGCUCAGGAGUUAGCGUUGCCCACCCCGCCUCAACCCCGUCCAGCGGCUGGGCCACGUACUCGCGCCCGUACGUCGAUGAGGAAACAUAUGACCUGAUUCUUGAGAUCGGUGACGAAACCACCAUCGUCGACCUUGAUACCAAGCACGUCGAAUUCCUAAACUCGACUAAGGCGCGCUUCUCCAGCUUGCUGCAGAUCGUAACGGGAAAGGUGAACCUCCCAGGCCUGUCGGAAGGUCAAUCCACCUCGCCUAGUGUUAAGGUGUGUGUCGAACGAGACACGGACUUGACCAUCGACGGACAGGUCCGGUAUCUAGAAGCCUUCGCACAAGGAUCCGAACAGGCAGAUCCGUCGCAACCUGCAGCUAAGCGCAGACGAGUGGAAGAGCCAUCAAAAGAGGGCGGACGGCAUAUCGUCCGGAAUGGUCAUUGGCGUCUAGGUUUCCGCCCGAAUGCCACCGGCGACAGACUCGAGUUCAUCCUGGCAGCGGUGAAACUGGAUGCAUAUACAGAGCAGCGGAGUCGGAAUCAUACACGGGCGUUUCUGGGGUCUUAG